UGCUCCUUGAACUUAGUGAUCGCAUCCGCUAAUCUCGCCUUCGCCUCCGCCCGCAAAAGUGGAGUCAGAGUGCCGCCCACAAUCCUCACCUCCUCUUCCAACGCCGCCCUUCUACGCUUCUCCAUCUCAACCUCCUCUACCUUUCUUCGUUUCUCCACCGCAACCUCCUCUACCACCUUUUCCACCACCGCCUCCUUCUCCUCUACCACCUUCUUCACAACCUCCUCCUUCUCCUCUACCACCUUCUUCAUCUCCUCCUUCUCCUCUUUCAUCUCCUCCUCCAUCUUCUUCACCACCUCCUCCAGCUUCUUCAGUUUCUCCGCCAUCCUCAUCAUUUCCGAUCC
Gregarina niphandrodes is the source of this 344-nucleotide messenger RNA. Its product is annotated as putative transmembrane protein. The record is from RefSeq and is a predicted model, not a curated record. Lineage: Eukaryota; Apicomplexa; Conoidasida; Eugregarinorida; Gregarinidae. The transcript is spliced from 2 exons. The annotation marks the transcript as partial.